CAACAUUGCAUUUCUGCUGUAGGCCUAAUGUAUACUGGAUUACUGCAUACAGCGAACAUUACCUCCGUUUGGCCUGGGGCUAGCAGAUGUAUGAUGAGGAACAUCAUGAUCUGAAGUUCAUCGCAUGAUCAUCAAAGCUCAAACUCCAGCCUGGAUAUAACAAGGAGAGGUGCCUGUGAGGAUUGAUAACUACAAGCCAAGUCCACAUUGACCAUGGAAUGUCAUUCAACGACGACUGUCGCCUUGGCAGCCGUUUACAUUGUACUUGGAGCUGGAAGGGUCAUGCUUAUGAGAUUAUCAGCUAAUGAAGAUCAUAAAUAUGACUACUUGCCUGUGACAGUCAAUGUAUGUGCUGAGGCCGUCAAGCUGGUUGUGUGUCUUUCUAUCAUGCUCAAGUUGGAGAUGAGUGGUAAACCUUUGUUCAAGGAAUUCAUUCAAUUCAGCUGGCCUGAAUGUCUCAGGUUUUUUAAAUGGAGUAUCCCUGGCCUGCUUUAUUUCCUUGACAACCUUAUUGGAUUUUCUGUCAUGACAUUCUUUGAACCGGCUGUUGCUGUUUUGCUUGGAAACUUCACAAUCAUAUCAACAUCACUCCUUUUCAGACUCAUUUUAAAACGAAAAUUUAGUCGGGUGCAGUGGGCGUCCCUGCUGGUUCUCUUUCUUGCGAUAGUUUCAUUAUCAAACCAAGAUCACAGGAGCUCAAACAGAGGUCACCACCAUACGUCCGCCACGCUAGAAUCCAUAGACAAUGCCACACUCUACGAGGUUGAGAUACUCCAGAAACGACAUGCCAUUCCGUCGGACCUAUGUCAUCGGCAACUGCGCCAUACCUCAGAACCGUCCAACUCAGAAGUCAGCAAGUACAGCUUCACGGUCAGCUUCGGGCAUGUUUUGAUCGUGGUACAGUGCUUCUUGUCAUCGUUUGCAAACAUAUACAACGAGAAGAUUUUCAAGGAAGGUCAUAACGAACAGGGUCUCCACAUGUACAUUGUCCAGAACACCCGGCUGUAUACCUUCGGUGUGAUCUUCAACACGCUUACACUUUUUGUCAUUCCGAACUUCCGGAACCGCGUUGUCUAUUGUGGGAUGUUCAGUGGGUACACCUGGUACUCCACGUUACUCAUCUUCGCCACAGCCGCCCUUGGACUGACGAUAUCCUUGAUGCUCAAGUUCAGAGACAACAUGUUCCAUGUCCACAGCGCGCAGGUCACGACUGUUGUCAUCAUCAGCCUAUCAAUAUGGCUGACAGGAUUCAAACCAACCUUAGACUUCUUCUUGCAGAUGCCUACGGUGUUUCUGGCUAUCUUUAUCUACAACAACAGUCAUGCGCCAGCAGAACCAGCCUCGACACCUAGGAGGAGAUAUCCAUCAGAGACUGUUAGCAGGGGCCAGGACAAAUCGGUUAGGAAGAGGGGUACUUCAGUCAGUGAGGAAUUGAUAGAAUUGACGAGAGUUGAUGGAGAAGACGAAACAAGCUUGGUAGAAUAAUAGCGAGACCAAUCCCUCUUGUUUUGGAGCAUGGUGCUUGGUCAUUUUCUUUGUGAAGACCCUAGGUAUACCAUGCAAAGCAGCUGAGAAGUAAACAUUGAUUCUGUUCUAAUUAACCUUGUACGAUGUAGGGAUUUCGGAAGUGGGUUGUGACGCAAUGAUCAGAAAUGCAACCAAAAUGUGUACUUCAGUCAUAAGGUUAUUGGUUUCAAGGAAACAGUACUACAGGGUAAUAUAAUGCCUCUGUAAUCAAUGAACGAGUCACAGGAUUGGAUCGGGGGGGGGGGGGCAAUGUUCAUUUUACCUCUUCGUGCGGUACUGCACCACAUGCCGGAAGUUUAUUAUCACAAUUCUGAAAUUUUCCCUUAUUUUUUAGUUUAUUGAUAAUGUUGAAUUGUGCUUGAUCAAGGUUGUGUAGGAAGAAUCAAUCAAAUCCUUGAUAAUAUUUGUUUAUAUUAUAGGGCACUACUUACAUAAACCAAGAGGAUAUAUUCAGCUGGAAUACUCCCCAGGGAGUAUAAAAUGUACUAAGAUUGUGAGCAUAUGAGACGGAUUAACUUAUGACGAGGGUAAAAUAUUAAUAUUGCAUAAAAGACACAUCUUAAGCCCCUUAAUAAUAAUAAAAUUAUUAUCCUCACCAAAUAAUUAAGUAUACCUGUGAUAUCCCGAAAAAAAGACUGUGCAAUAUGCUGUACAUAUCGAGCGUUGUGGCCCAGUGGAUUAUUAUCCUGACUUUGAAAUAGAGAGUUGUGGGUUCACGUCCCGGCAAGAAAUUGAUCCACACACUUUGCUGCACUCAACCCAGGUGAGGUAAAUGGGUACCAUGCAGGAAUCCUUGAAAUAUGUUAGAGCUAUAAAAGGCUAUGGGGCUAAAGCCAGGGUAAUAAUAUUCAAGUCUUUUGGAAGCGCAUAGGGACGUUAUAUAAUUGUGUGAUAUGUGUUAUAUGUAUCAGGUAUUGAGUAUGCAUUCGCUUUUCUCAUUAUAUGUCUAUCUUUUUACUACUUACAUAUAUGUGCACUAAAAAUGUUCAGCAAUUAUUUUAACAUGUACAUUUAUUCUAUGUAUCAUUAAGUUUUAUUUUGAAACUAUACGGACUUAAACCAUACAAUUCAAUGAAGAAUUUUUACUUUUUUGCAUUGAGGGUAAACAAUCAGGGAAAUUGCUUUGAGUCUAAAAAAUCAUACACAUUUUUCUUAACGAUUGAUAUUACAUGGACAUUGUUAUGAUAGUCUUCUCGAGUGUUAUUAGUAUGAUAUAGCUAAGACAACAAGAAAUAAAAGUUUAUAUGCACAAUUAUUUGAAUAUUCCAUUGUACAUUAUCAAGGUGCUUCUUUAGUAUUUAUCACUGGAAAUUGGCAUACAUGUACAGGAUGACAUGUUAUGUGCUGAAAUACACAUGUAACAAAGGGAGAUUUGAUGUAAAACAAUAUAAGUCCUUGAAAUAUGUAUAAGGUCCCUUGUAUUGAGUUCAUUACAAAAUUCAACUUUUUAUAACUUAGAACUGAAAAAAAAAUGGUACAUUCAAGAAUUAAGCUGCGCUUUCCUUGAAUAUUAUAUACUGUUUACUCUUUAACAAUGCAAGUUUUACUCACAUUUUGGACAUGUAUGUAUUGGAGGCAGUAGAUAUCCCAAAGUGGUGAUUAUUAUUAUUUGAAAUUGUAGACUCUGUAGGAUAUUUAAAAACUCCCACAAUAUAUCUUAAAUACUCAGUGUAAUAUCGAUUUUUUAAUAUGUAAAGUUCAGGAUUGGACAUUUUUUUUCACUUUUGGGGGCUAUUUUUUCCCCACUCUGGGGCAAUUGCUGAAUUUUAGGGGCUGUUUCUUUCAAUUGAAGGGAAUUUUCUUGUGCAACGAGCAAUCAUGCUUUAAAAGCAUUUAAUUGGAAAAUUGACUUCCUAUUAAAUGUUGUUUGUAGCAGAAUUCGGGGUCGCCCAAAAGCCUUCAAUUUUGGGAUUUUUAGGGGCGAUUUGGGAUGUCAUGUGGGCAUUCCCUACCCUGGUAAUGGCAAUCAUAAUACUGUGUUCAAACUUCUUUCAGUGUAUUAUCACACUUGGUACAAGAUCAGAAAUACCAGGGUCCUGUAACACAAAGGUUUACGAUUAAUCGUACGCUUGAAUUUUACGAUUGAUUGUACAUUGUAGUCAAUGGAAUCAAUCGUAGAAAAAUGUUCUACAAUCAUUGCUAAGCUUUGUGUUACUGGCCCCAGAAGAUGAUGAGACUGAAUUCAUCAUAUGAUUUGCACCCUCACUAAUCAAAUCCUGGGAAUGCUUACUGUGACAAAAUGAAUCAAGUGACAUAUUAACUGAAAUGGAGUUUUUAAUGUGUUAACAUUCUACAUAUUGAUCUCUUCUUCCAGGAAAACUAUCUUGGAGGGGAAAAAAUUAUCUUGCUAUGAAAUAUGGCCAGUUAACCAUCAUGCUAUAAUUGGUGUCUACAUGUAUGUUGAUUAGAGACACAUUUUUCUUGUACAUGAAAUUACAAUUCUGUUACUUGCUUCUUUUUGUCAAAGUUAGGAGAAUAUGUAUGACCCAAUUCUAAUAUUUUUUGCCAUACUGCAUCAUUGAUCCUGUCAUUAUGACCAAUUUCUGAGGUGAAAUGAGCAGAACUUAUUCUAAUUGAUUUUGAAAAAAAAGGAAUGGUCUGCAUCUGUUUUUACCAGUAAUAUUUUGAAUUAAUAUAUUUAAUGAAGCUUAAUUAAUUGAUUUGUUGUGCUCUCUACUAAAAUGUGUGCUUAAAUUUAAAAUAUGUAAACAAAAUUAUGAUACACCCUGUAUAUAUAGAAUUAUGUGUGAAUGUAAUUGGACUUUGACUUGCCAUACAUAAUUACAUACUGUAAGACAAGAAAAUUUCGAGUAGGCCUAUCUUAAAAAAUCUGAAAUUUAUUUCGUGGUUUUUUUUCAGAUUAUUGCUGGAUUUGCAACAAUUAAAACGUAGUUUUGGCGUUUGUGGCUCAUUUAAGAAAAAAAAAUGCCAUGAUUUCAUUAGCUUGACCAUUAUUUUGCGGCUUGCUUUGCACAUUUGAAUGAUUUCCAUUUGGUGGCCAGCGAGGCAUUGACUUGCAUGAAUAUACAGACUUGUUUUGUUGAUAUCCAUGUUAAGAUUCAUAAUGCACUCCUGUGUAAUCUACUUAAGGUUGGGGAGUCACUGGCCGCCAAGCACUGUUGCAGAGAGUGCAGAUUUUGUUGCAUUCUGAUGCGUAUGGGGCUGGGGGGCUAAAAGAUGGGGGUACAGCAAGCUUUUUUUUUAUUGUUUUUUUUUUUUUUUCAAAAUGACAUAUGUAUCUGAUUAUGUGAUGAGUACAGUGUGGUACUAAACAUGACAGUAUUCAGAUCAUUAGAUGAUCUUAAAUGUGCCAUUUGUUUAUUUUGUUAAUGAGCUAAUUUUAUUCUAAACUGGUCUCUUUUGAAAUGUUAUCACUGUUGAGUAGCCAACAUGUGUAUCUAAUGGAGAAAAGUGUGAAGCACUUUAUAAACAACAAGGAAAAUGCUUUACACAAAUAUCAAUUGAUUUUGUUGGGAUUGGAAUGAUUAAAAUAUUAUUAGCUAUUAAGAGCUUUUGAAUAUCCAAGCAUUUCUUUUCAAUAUUAAUAGGACAAUUGCUGAUUUGUCUACACAUUUUUUGUCUACUUUUCAUUUGGUCUCAUCCCACCUGUUCUAAUCCUACUUUGUCUACAUCCAAGUUUUCAACUUUCCUUUUGGUGUAAUUUUCCAUUAAAGAGAAAUGCCAGUAGUUGCAGUAAACACUGAUUUCAUGAGAAAGUCUGUAAAACCAGGCUUAAUUGUCAGUAUAUCAUCGAGGAUCUAGAUCUGGUACAGUUACAUAAACUAAACUUUGUGAAAUCUUGAAAUCUACGCUGAAAAAUGUUCACGCUGGAGAUCACUAACACAGAUAAGCGCACGUGGGACAGUGUAUUAUUGCUUUGAAUGUCGGCCCGCCGCUUGACCCGAAUCCUGUGCUAAUUUGCUGAUUUAUCAGCAAUUACACAAUUUCUUCCAGAAUCCUUUGGCACAUAUUUUUUAUUUAUACAAACAGACACUUUGGUGGUCAUUUCAUUGGAUUCUGUACGAACUCAUUUUGAUAUCGUUACCACAACUGGAAUUUACCUUUAAGCCCAUCAUCAUUUUGUCACACUGAUUUCCAGUUAAUAGGCAUGAUGGCUCAGUGCUAGACGGCCGCCUCAUGAACGGAAGGCCGUGGGUUCAAUCCCCGGCCAAGUCAUAUCUUAACAAAUUGGACCUUCUGCCUUUGCUAGGUGCUUAGCAUUUAGAUUGGAGACGUGUAAGAAUGACCUCAGGGUCUGCUGGUAGAACAGUUUUCUAACUGAAGUAGCUAGCCAGAGUAAAUAAAAUGUUGCUUCUCUUGAUACCUCCAUGUACUUUGUAUGAUAUCAGCACUCAGCAUUUAGAUUGGAGAAGGGUAAUACGUUACACAGGGCCCGCUGGUAGAGUUUCCUAACUGAAGUGACCCUUGGUAAAUAAAGCCAGACAAAACCAAAGAUUUUACUGCAUAAAUUGUCAGCGCUGACAAUUUAUGCAGUACCGACAAUUUGCGUGAAACGUUUUCCAAGUAUUGGAGCACACUUCUACAGUUGGUUUCUCCAGAUAAAAGUGGAUUAGAUUGUAUGAUUCUUAGCAUCUCAUCGAAUUGAACUGCUCCUAAUAAUCCAGUAUUUUGUUAAAUCAGUGCUGAUACUACAUGUGCAAUUAUGAUGAAUAAUGUGUGCAUUAUUCAGUGAAUCACACUGCCCUUUCACACGGUAAAAAAAUUUGUAAUUUGAAUGAUUCCAGUGAAAAAUAAGGCUAAUGAUGAAUGUUUAGCACGUGUGAAACCAAACUAGAACAUGAUACGAAUCACGAACGCUCAUCACAAUCACGAAUUCAAAUUCUACCCCUGAGGUAAAUUCCAGUUAAGUUCCACUCAAAUUACAGUACAAAUUUUGCGUGUGAAAAGCUUGACCUCCAAAACGUCUUUUUUGGGGGUGAAGCUUACAUGACCUUUCAUGCACUUCCGUAGAUAAUAAAAUUGUCAUGCACUCAUCGUAGUUUGUAUUUGCAAUGCAGUGCUUUGAUUGACAAGUCAACAAGGACACAUACCGCCUUCACUCAGGAAUUCAAAUUCAUAUCACAGUUUUCGGAAGAGUGUAUGAAAGGUCCGAUGAUUCUAAAGACAAAUUGCGAUCAUUACAAUGAAGAUUCAAGAUUCACAUGUGAAAAGGCCCACAGUUAGGCUGCUUGUCAUAAGUCUGUGCCAUGUCUUGGCAGGAUUCCAGGGCCCCAUCUUACGAAUAGUUUAGAUUGAUCCGAUCAACCUCAUAUGUAUGGAAAUUCAUCAGUGUGAUAUUUUUUCUGCAGGAAAUUUGUGCAAUGUCCUUUGUAAACAAAAGAAAAGCACCCUCACUUUUCAAGAAAGGCAAUGAAUGUAUGAAUGAACAGCAUAUCUAGAAAAUAUUUUGUACAAACAUGCAUUUUAGAUGUUGACGUUGCUGGCUUUCCAUAGUUGUGGUUGAUCGGACCAAUCGCAACUCUUUGUAAGACGGGUCCAGCUGUGCAUCUUUUCAUUUUAGCUACCGGUACUCUGCAUUGCCCACUAUUCUAUGAGGAAAAGAAAUGCGAGGAUGAGGGCGUAGGAAAAGCCGCUAGCAGGAUUCCUGCAGGAAAUACGUGGCUAUGACUUUUAAGAAGGUGCCUUAAGUUAGUAUAAAACAGUAAAAACCACCAAAUGUAUCCAUGCAUGGUAGUUUAUGAUAGUAUAUAUAUAUACCCAGUAUGCAAAGGAUGAUAUAUAUACCGGUAUAUAUGCACAAAAAUAAUAAGGAAUUUUAUUCAGGUCUCAUUAGGGUCGAUCCAAAGGAUGGAUCCCUCAAGCAAUUUCCUGUUUAAAAAAAGUUUUAAUAUAUGCAUUCUCUUUGUCCACGUAGUGACAUACAUUAGUGUAAUAAUAAUGUCUGUAGUGAUUAUGUUUUAUAAAUAAAGUGCGUAAAGGAUAUUCUUAACUUUCGUGGGGAUCAUGAAGAGUCAAGUGUGACUUUAAAAUUAUCUACUGAAAAACUCCCAAUAUUUGUUAUUUUGUUAUGAAGGGUUGAAUCUGUAUGUAUGAAAUAAAUGAUUGAAUCAUUAUUACGAAAGUAA
Molecule: messenger RNA, 7613 nt
Organism: Lytechinus pictus (painted urchin)
Lineage: Eukaryota; Metazoa; Echinodermata; Echinoidea; Temnopleuroida; Toxopneustidae
Product: UDP-sugar transporter protein SLC35A5-like
Exons: 7
Coding region: 214-1485 (423 amino acids)
Biological process (GO): pyrimidine nucleotide-sugar transmembrane transport
Cellular component (GO): Golgi membrane
Molecular function (GO): pyrimidine nucleotide-sugar transmembrane transporter activity
Source: RefSeq, a predicted model, not a curated record